AUGGCUGCUUAUUCUGGAAAUUUCACAAAUGGUCGUCGUCCUCAAGCGACCAGCUCCCGUAACAUUGCCUUUUUGAGUAUUUUCGCUGUCAUCGCCGGGGGUUACCUCGCUUUCCGAGCCCAAUCGCCCAGCAAGGACGAGCCAUUGGUGUCGAAGAAAGAGGUCGAGACAAUGUAUGGCAGUCCGGCCGGUCCAGGCGAUCGAUCCAGAUGUGUCGAUACAUGCCUGUAUCUCUCACCCUGCCAUCGUCCAGCACAGACCUACUGCCGGAAGUGCGAAAACAACAGGAAGCUGCAUACGAAACCGGCGCUCCGCUGGUCGGUCAACCAUGUCCUUGCAAAUCCGGAGAAUCUUGACGAAAAGGAUAUUGAGAUGGUGGUUCGCGACAGCUGGCGAGGGAAUCAGUUGGCCAAGACGGCUUGGCCGACGUACGGUAUGGCGGAGGAUGUAUCCGAUGCGCUUCAGCGGGCUGUCGAAUCGAUGGAUAAAGAGAAGCAUUUGCUGCCGCUUGAGUGUCCGGAGGUGCUUCGACAGGAGAUUUUGAGCUUCUGUUAG
Messenger RNA from Aspergillus fischeri NRRL 181, 555 nucleotides. RefSeq lists its product as uncharacterized. NCBI's taxonomy places the organism in Eukaryota, Fungi, Ascomycota, Eurotiomycetes, Eurotiales, Aspergillaceae. The transcript is spliced from 3 exons. The record is from RefSeq and is a predicted model, not a curated record. Bases 1 to 555 code for a protein of 184 amino acids.